CGCGCGCGCGCGCGCGCUUUCUCGUAUUCUCCUCUUCCGUUUUCCUUCCUCACAUAACUCUGUAGCGCCGGCGGCGUGUUUUCUUUCAAUCUGGUCGUUUGUCGAUCUACUUCCAUGUUCACGACCCUCAGAAAACAGCGCCGGCUCUGUCCAGAAGGAAACCCUCUGCCGCCUCCCCUGAAUCUGAUCAGCAAACUGGGAGACGAUCUCCUCGUAGAGAUUCUGAUUCGCCUCCCAAACCCUAGAUACUCCUGCCGCUGCAAAGCCGUCUGCAAGCUGUGGAGAUCACUCAUCUCCGAUCCCAGCUUCAAUCGCCGUUUUAUUUCUCAUCACCGGAGUAGGUGCCAACCAACAUCUUUGUUUGUUCCCGCACACGACCCCUUGUCCAUCCUCAGCUUUCUCCCCGUGCCUGAUGAAGCUCGACCGCGUUUGAGAGCCUUCGAUUGCUUCAAGGACUUGCUUUUAUGCGGGUUUGUGGACUAUUACCUUGGCGAAUUGGGCAGAUCCUACUUGGUCUGCAAUCCGUUCACAAAGCAAUGGAUCGCCCUUCCUUUGGCCCCUAGAAAUCCAGAAAACGGGUAUGAUCGAUCUGCGGUAGUGUUAGCUUGUCAACCCCGUUGUACUAAUAGCAGUAGUAGUAGUAGUAAUUAUAAUAUUGUGCAGCAGCUAGGAGACGAACCAGAACCAGAAUCUGAAGCAGCCUUUAUUUAUUCUGAGUAUCGUUUGCGGUUGUUGCGUCUUUUAUCAAGUGGCCUGGAUGUGGUACUGGACGUGUUUUGCUCCGAGUCCGGGGAAUGGAAGCGGUUGUUUAUUAAGAACUCCAUACAGAGGCCAUGGAGCAAUGUAGUCUGGUGGAACGGGCUCUUGUUUUGGAUGCACCUUAAUCCCAAAUCCUUGCACUCGGAGCUUGCUGCGUAUAAUCCUUUCCGCCCUGAUCUACGCUCCAAUGCUAUUCACGUACCUUCUGCAUUGUGGAACCCGUUGUGCAAUGGAAGUGGGAAUCUUUCGGUCUCGCAGGGUGGUUUGCACAUAGUUCUGUUGGAAGUCGAAGGUGUACGUUACGGUUUGAGGAAUGCCUUGAGCGUUUGGAGACUGGGAAAAAAUGAUGAUGACUAUUAUUGGUGGAGCAAACAGUAUGAAUUGGUGUUGAAUAGGACAUCAUUGCUAUGGGGUCGGUAUGAACUUGAGAACUGCUUUGUGCUUGAUCUGCAUCCGGAGAGAUCGGAAAUUGUCUUCUUGAGAUACUUGGAGGAUCGUGUUUUCUCCUUCAACUUGAGGACGGGUAUGGGAAACCCUGAGCUCUUCUCUGGAAUAAGUCUGAUAAGCUAUGACCCCACUUGGAGGGCGUUCCAACCGAGAGUCUCUUGCUGGCCUACUUCUAUUCCAAGGUACGAUGACCUGCAAUGUACGUACGAUGGAAGCUACGAUUGUUGGGUUCGGAACAAAAACACUACGACAACUCUUCCCUCGACAAUUGAAAAAUGCCAGCCCUUGGCUGAACAGUCAGGUCGUAGGAGGAAGGACAAGAGAUCAGCAACAGCAUUACACUCCAAGCGUUGCGUUCGUAGGAAACAGAAAGUGGGGAAAGGCGCGCAGCUAUGGCCUAAGAAGCUCAUCUUCUGUGAUCAAUUGAAGGGAAAGGAUUAGCCCCGGGCAAGCAAACGUUGUUGGAGGCUCGUACAUAUGUACUGAUGAUCUGUAUGAAGAUGGACAGCAGCGGUAGUAUGAAGUCUUCGCAUGCCUUGGAUCUGUGCGGCGGCGGCCGGAUCGUCGAAAAUGUCCUCGGAGAGGCGCAUCACAGUGGAAGUGGACGGAACGUGAUUUUUUUUUUUUUCCAAACGAUCACUCAUAAAAAGAGGAUAGAGAA
Linum trigynum is the source of this 1867-nucleotide messenger RNA. Lineage: Eukaryota; Viridiplantae; Streptophyta; Magnoliopsida; Malpighiales; Linaceae. The record is from the annotation of a GenBank genome assembly.